AUGUCUUUCUUCACCAGAGUUUUGACGAUGAAAUGCAAGCAGACACUUGAAUGUGAGAGGACUUACUUUUACCAGGCGCUUUUUGGCAGCGGCAGCAGGUUUGCCGGGCAGCCCCGGCUGUGCAGCAGCCAGUCGCUGGCGGUGCGGAGCAGCCCGCGGGCAGCGGCGGCGAACAAAGGCGAGGGGAGCGGAGCGGAGCUGCUGGAGCCCCCCCCGCGCCGCCUGGGCAGGGUGAAGAGCCUGCACGAAAUGCCCGGACCCAACACCCUCUACAACCUCUACGAGUUCUUCUGGAAGGACGGCUUCGGCCGCAUUCAUGAAAUCCAGCAAAAACACACUCAGGAAUAUGGAAAGAUCUUCAAGUCUCACUUUGGUCCCCAGUUUGUUGUAUCCAUUGCAGAUCGAGACAUGGUUGCUCAAGUCCUCCGAGCAGAAGGCAGAGCACCACAAAGAGCCAACAUGGAAUCGUGGCAGGAGUACAGAGAUUUACGGGGGAGAGCCACGGGGCUCAUUUCUGCGGAGGGGGAGCAGUGGCUAAAAAUGAGAAGUGUACUGAGGCAAAAAAUUCUGAAACCCAAAGAUGUGGCUGUUUACUCUGAAGGAGUCAAUGAAGUUAUCACAGAUUUAAUUAAAAGAAUCCACACCCUCAGAAGUCAAGAGGAGGAUGGGGAAACAGUGACCAAUGUUAACAACCUUUUCUUCAAGUAUUCAAUGGAAGGUGUGGCGACUAUUCUAUACGAAUGCCGGUUGGGCUGCCUGGAGAACAACGUCCCCCAGCAGACUGUUGAAUAUAUUGAGGCUCUGGAAUUGAUGUUUAGCAUGUUUAAGACCACUAUGUAUGCAGGUGCUAUUCCAAAAUGGCUUCGUCCACUUAUUCCAAAACCCUGGAGAGAGUUCUGCAGAUCCUGGGAUGGACUCUUCAAAUUUAGUCAAAUCCAUGUUGACAACAAAUUGAAGGCUAUUCAGUCUCAGCUGGACCAAGGAGAAGUAGUGAAUGGUGGGCUACUUACACACCUCCUAGUGAGUAAGGAACUUACUUUGGAAGAGAUCUAUGCCAACAUGACUGAAAUGCUUCUGGCAGGAGUGGACACAACUUCUUUUACUCUGUCCUGGGCAAUAUACUUGUUGGCAAAGAACCCAGAGGUGCAGCAACGUGUUUAUAAGGAAAUAGCCAAUAAGCUGGGGAAAGAUCAAGUUCCAGUUGCUCACGAUGUCCCAAAAUUGCCUUUGAUUAGAGCUGUCCUGAAAGAAACCUUGAGGUUAUACCCAGUAUUGCCAGGAAAUGGAAGAGUGACCCAAAAAGACUUGAUCAUUGGAGGAUAUUUGAUACCUAAGGGGACCCAGCUGGCACUUUGUCACUAUGCUACUUCAUACAGUGAAGAAAAUUUCUCAGUGGCAAAUGAGUUCCGACCGGAGCGUUGGCUGAGGAAAGAUAAUUUGGACAGAGUAGACAACUUUGGCUCCAUCCCCUUUGGUUAUGGCAUUCGAAGUUGUAUAGGAAAAAGAAUUGCAGAGCUGGAAAUCCAUCUUGCACUGAUCCAGUUACUUCAGAAUUUUGAAAUCAAAAUUUCUCCCAAAACUGAACCAGUUCGUGCCAAAACUCAUGGACUUUUGACUCCUGGAAACUCCAUCAAUGUCAGAUUUUCUGACAGGAAGUGAAGCUCAAAUGUUUUGGAAGUAGAAGUACUUUCAGUGUUCAUGGAAACAGGUUUGCAUUUUGUGCAAGUUUAGACCAUGCUUGUUCUCUGGUUUGUAGGUAUUUAAAAAUAUCAUGAAGUAUUAUGUUCUGCCUUAGUUCUAGCAGUACAUAAGAGCAAUUACCUCUCCUGUAACAGUUAAUUACACAUAUGGAAAUAUAUACCAAAAAAAAUCCUUCUUGCACUGGGAAUCUGCUUUUAUCUGGGAGAAUUCCUAGUAAUAACAACACAAGCAUUGAAAAAAGCCAACCAAAAGGCAAUUCAGACAUGUCAAUGUCAUUCAGUGGUUUUGUUACGCUGCUACUUGGUGAGUGUAUUUGAGAGCAAGGGGAUUAUUAUAUAAUAUGUGGAAAUUAGCUGCAUGUAUAAGUUUGUAUUUUCCUGUUUGUUGUCCUCCAGUGUUUUUUAAAAGUUUCCAUGUAACAAUGAAAUAGAGAUAAUUUUUUAUAUGUAAAAACAUUUACUCUGCAUGUAUU
Oenanthe melanoleuca is the source of this 2173-nucleotide messenger RNA. Its product is annotated as cytochrome P450 27C1. Bases 1 to 1659 code for a protein of 552 amino acids. The transcript has 9 exons. Gene Ontology annotation, cellular component: mitochondrial inner membrane. The record is from RefSeq and is a predicted model, not a curated record. Gene Ontology annotation, biological process: cellular response to peptide hormone stimulus; cholesterol metabolic process; glucocorticoid biosynthetic process. Gene Ontology annotation, molecular function: oxidoreductase activity, acting on paired donors, with incorporation or reduction of molecular oxygen; iron ion binding; monooxygenase activity. NCBI's taxonomy places the organism in Eukaryota, Metazoa, Chordata, Aves, Passeriformes, Muscicapidae.